AGAUAAUCUCCACUUCUAGCCUGUCCACGUCAGCAAAAAUAAUCCUCCAAUCAAAACAUUUCAUUUUACAUGUCACCCUCGAAAUUGGUUUUAUUUUGGGUUUUUUCUUAACAAUUUAAACAGCCCAUUAAGCCCAAAAUGCCUCCCUUACGCUCCCCUCAAAUGCCGAACCUGCGUCUCUGUCCUCAACGCCUUUGCUCGCGUCGAUUUCGCCGCCAAGAUCUGGAUCUGCCCUUUCUGCUUCCAGCGGAACCCUUUCCCUCCUCACUACCACAUGAUCUCCGAGACCAAUCUCCCCGGCGAGCUUUGCCCUCUGUACACCACCGUUGAAUAUGCGCUUCCUUCCACCGCCGGCCAAUUCGAUCCCAGAACAGGCGCUGCUCCGCCUCAGAUGCCUCCUCCUGUGUUCGUGUUUGUUCUCGAUACGUGUAUGAUCGAGGAGGAGUUGGGGUUCGCUAAAUCUGCACUUAAGCAGGCGAUUGGGUUGCUUCCGGAGAAUGUUUUGGUGGGGUUUGUCUUUUGGGACGCAGGCUCAUGUUCAUGAGUUGGGAUUCUCGGAGAUGUCUAAAGUUUUUGUCUUUAAAGGGAAUAAAGAAGUGUCUAAGGAUCAGGUUUUGGAUCAGUUGGGGCUUUCCUCGAGGAGAGCUCCCACUUCUGGGUUUCCCAAAGGAGCGCAAAAUGGGUUCCAGAGUGCUGCUGGUGUCAACAGGUUCUUGCUGCAUGCCUCGGAUUGUGAAUACACACUGGACUUGUUCCUCCUCAGCUACUCUCAAUUAUGACGGCAUGAAGAAGAUUGACUCAGUGACACUAUCUGAGUUGAAUUUUCAUGACCUUAGUUCACCACCCAAGACUGUCGAGUUCCUAUGUACUAGGGAUGUUGGCAGUAUUGAAACAGCAAAUGGAUGGUGCUGUGUCUCCUGCUCCAAGUUCUCAUCCUGCACGUGUGCGCCCUGCCAUGAUGAAAAUGCGGUUGGAGUUGCAAGGUACCGGAUAGAGAUGUUAGUUACUGAUGUAUCUGACACUGCCAUGUUCGUAGCUUUUGAUGGUGAGAUGAAAAAGUUGACCAGUGGUCCUGCUGUAGCAGCAUCCAUGAUAACAUAGCUGAAACCUGAACAAGUUGACCAGUGGUCUUGCUGCAGCAGUUUCAGCGUCCAUGGUAACAUAGCUGAUACCGUAAGUGUUGAGUUAUUGUUUCUUAAUUUAAAACCUCCUCCUCUGUAAUGUCUUUCAUCAUAUAAAGUCCUGAGAGCCUAGGAGGGCAGACCCACAUAACUAGCCCCUUCCACAAUGCUUCAUAGAUAUUGUGGGGAGGACCAUUACAUUCCAGCUUAAGCUUUCACAUUAAAAAUUCACAUCAAAGCAUCAGUCUUUCACCAUAGCUCGCAUAUUUGAUCGUAAGUCGUAACCAACGUCCCUCCCCCCCUCCCCCCCCCCCCUCUCCUAAUUUUACUGUCUAGGUUUGCUGUCUUACUUUAAAAGCUAUCUUACUCUAUUACAUUUCUAAUUGCUCUAUUCACUAACACCUCCACAUGGUGUUGAUGACAAUCUGUGAUGAGAGGAGUUGUGAAAAAUGUCUCGCAGCAGGUGGACAGAUUGGUGUUCCUGUUAAUAGCCCAGAAGUGCGUAACAAUGGCUUUGUUGUAGGCCAUCGUGGAGAGGUUCCACAACUGAGUGAUCUCCCGGUUGUGACUGACCCAACUUCUGAGGAGUCUCAAGCUGAUGAAGAUGGACGUUGGGCAUGCAUUGUUAAACUUGCGAGCUGACGUGUACAUGUUAUUGUUGUCUACUUCAGACGUAUCUCUACUAUCAAGUUUUUCUUAAAUUUCAUUUUCGACAUUAAUAAGUCAUACUUGAAUGCAUUGUCCUGUUUUAAAAGAUGAAUUUGUUUGUUUAAAAUUUACUUACCCAACAA
Messenger RNA from Brassica napus (rape), 1912 nucleotides. RefSeq lists its product as uncharacterized. The transcript has 4 exons. NCBI's taxonomy places the organism in Eukaryota, Viridiplantae, Streptophyta, Magnoliopsida, Brassicales, Brassicaceae. The coding region runs from base 535 to 1101 and encodes 188 amino acids. The record is from RefSeq and is a predicted model, not a curated record.